Mangifera indica (mango) is the source of this 1981-nucleotide messenger RNA. Its product is annotated as asparagine--tRNA ligase, chloroplastic/mitochondrial-like. NCBI's taxonomy places the organism in Eukaryota, Viridiplantae, Streptophyta, Magnoliopsida, Sapindales, Anacardiaceae. The transcript is spliced from 15 exons. Bases 84 to 1751 code for a protein of 555 amino acids. Gene Ontology annotation, molecular function: ATP binding; nucleic acid binding; asparagine-tRNA ligase activity. Gene Ontology annotation, biological process: asparaginyl-tRNA aminoacylation. Gene Ontology annotation, cellular component: mitochondrion. The record is from RefSeq and is a predicted model, not a curated record.
UGAGGUCUCAACUCCACUCUUAUUAGCUGCAAGAUAACAGCUGGAUAAACCAGUAGAGUAGAAAUCUUCAAUCCACCGCCGAAAUGGCUGCGGCUUUUGCACCUGCCACUCCUCUCCGGUUACUCUUCUCUUACCCCAAAUCCUUAGCCAAACACCAUCAUUUUUUCCCGUCACUUCUCCACUGCCACCCAACUGCUGGCCGGAGAUUCUUCUGCUCCGUGAUUUCCAGAGCUCUGCACUCUGGCGAAAGGACGAAACCGGAAUUGAUGGAAAAUAGCAAGGGCGAAAUGGGAAGUAAAGUUGGGGAGUUUAGAAGGAAGUUGAAGAUUGUCGAUAUAAAGGGUGGAACUGACCAAGGAAUAGGUCGAGUCGGCCAGCCACUUGUUGUGAUGGGUUGGGUUCGGACCUUUCGGGUCCAGAGCAGCGUCACAUUCAUCGAGGUUAAUGAUGGUUCGUGCCUGUCAAAUAUGCAAUGUGUGAUGACGUCUGAUGCUGAAGGUUAUGAUCAGGUAGAGUCUGGUUUGAUCACAACUGGGGCAUCAAUAUAUAUACAAGGGACUGUGGUGGCAAGCCAAGGAUCAAAGCAAAAAGUGGAAUUGAAGGUCGAGAAGAUUGUUGUGGUUGGCAAAAGUGAUCCUUCCUAUCCCAUUCAGAAGAAAAGAGUCAGUAGGGAAUUCUUGAGAACUAAAGCACAUCUUCGUCCUAGAACAAAUACAUUUGGUGCGGUUGCUAGAGUAAGGAAUGCUCUGGCCUAUGCUACACAUAAGUUUUUUCAAGAAAAUGGGUUUGUUUGGAUCUCUAGUCCUAUCAUUACAGCUUCGGAUUGUGAAGGAGCGGGUGAACAGUUUUGUGUGACUACAUUGAUUCCAAGCACAAGAGAAGCUGCUGAUUCUCCUGCUGAUGCCAUUCCAAAAACAAAGGAAGGUUUAAUAGACUGGUCACAGGAUUUUUUUGGAAAACCAGCCUUCUUGACAGUCUCGGGCCAACUUAAUGCUGAAACAUAUGCAACUGCCCUUUCAGAUGUAUACACAUUUGGCCCCACAUUUCGAGCAGAAAAUUCUAAUACUUCAAGACACUUAGCUGAAUUUUGGAUGAUUGAACCUGAACUAGCAUUUGCUGAUCUGAAUGAUGACAUGGCCUGCGCAACUGCCUAUCUCCAGUAUGUAGUGAGACAUAUUCUUGAUAAUUGCAAAGAAGACAUGGACUUUUUCAACACUUGGAUUGAGAAAGGGAUCAUUGAUCGAUUGAGUGCUGUGGCUGAGAGAGAUUUUGUUCAAUUGACUUAUACUGAUGCAGUUGAGGUCCUUCUAAGAGCAAAUAAGAAAUUUGAGUUCCCGGUAAAGUGGGGAUGUGAUUUACAGAGUGAGCAUGAACGUUAUAUAACUGAAGAGGCGUUUGGCGGAUGCCCUGUCAUAAUCAGAGACUAUCCCAAGGAGAUCAAGGCAUUUUAUAUGCGGCAGAAUGAUGAUGGGAAAACUGUGGCAGCCAUGGAUAUGCUGGUUCCUCGAGUUGGGGAGCUUAUUGGUGGAAGCCAGAGAGAAGAAAGGCUUGAAUAUCUGGAAGAUAGAUUGGAGGAAUUGAAGCUAAAUAAAGAAAACUACUGGUGGUAUCUGGAUCUGCGCCGUUAUGGAUCAGUUCCUCAUGCGGGCUUUGGACUGGGAUUUGAAAGGCUUGUGCAAUUUGCAACUGGAAUAGAAAAUAUAAGAGAUGCUAUACCGUUCCCUCGAUCUCCUGGUUCUGCUGAAUUUUAAUUGCAAAAUUACAUUGACUUAAAGUUGUGAUAAAAUGAUUGACGAGGCUGCUCAGGAAUUUUGUCUUUCGUCAUUCUUAGUUGCUUCUCUUCAUAAUCAUGUUUCCUUUGUACACUGUAGGGUGUGAAGGAUUGUAUAAUUCAAGUUGGCUGAGUUUAGCCAUUUAAGUUAUAUAAACUUACUGCAUGUUUAUAUUUUUUUUAUAUAUUCCCACAUGAUAUUUUAUGUCA